This is a messenger RNA of Morchella importuna, 708 nucleotides long. RefSeq lists its product as uncharacterized. The coding region runs from base 1 to 708 and encodes 235 amino acids. NCBI's taxonomy places the organism in Eukaryota, Fungi, Ascomycota, Pezizomycetes, Pezizales, Morchellaceae. The record is from RefSeq and is a predicted model, not a curated record. The transcript is spliced from 2 exons.
AUGGUAUAUCACCCCUCCUUCGAAUUCACCUUCUUCCCCUCCAUACUCCCCAAAUCAAACCCCUCCGUCCCCUCCUCUUCUCCCUUCCCGUCUUUACUCCCCACCCUCACCAUCUCCCCACUGCCCCCCGCCCCACUCCCACCACCACUACCUCCCCCCUUCCCCUUCCCCGCCACAAACCCCGUCUUCGCCUUCACCGCCGGAUCGUCGCCCAGCAUCCACGCAAAGCUGCUCUGCGCUAGCGACGACCGCGGCUUGUGCGUCAGAAAGUCCGGGUCUGAAUUAUUCUUAAAACUCGUCUUAACAAAGCCCCCCGGCGGCGAGCUCGGCGUCUUCACCAUCGUCGACGACGCCGCAGACAUUGGUGACGCCGGGUUCAGCGGCGAUAUUGCAGCGGCGGCAGACGACGAUCUCCUAAAUCCCGGCGGCGGAUGUCUCGCUGACACCGGCGUCCCAGGCGCAAUUGUCUCCAACAGCUCCGGCCCCACCACCUUCGUGCUAUCCGCCAAACACGCCCUCACACCCUUCAACCUCUCAAUCGCACUCGCCCUCUCCACAGCGCCCAGCGGCUCCUGCUCCAGCGCAUCAAUGACCGCACCAAGCGCCUUCUCCAGCAGCCUCCUGCGCUCCUCGUCGUGCUUCACUCCUUACUCGCCUCCGCCCACUGCGCCUGCUGCUGCUGCUGGAAGCCCUGCACGUUCUUCUUGA